Molecule: messenger RNA, 954 nt
Organism: Fibroporia radiculosa
Lineage: Eukaryota; Fungi; Basidiomycota; Agaricomycetes; Polyporales; Fibroporiaceae
Exons: 2
Coding region: 1-954 (317 amino acids)
Source: RefSeq, a predicted model, not a curated record
AUGAACGCCGACACGUAUCGCAGCGAGGUCGUGAAUGUGGUGCGUAUCGACGAGAACAUCGAUACCCUAGGGCCAUUUUCUGCAACGAUGGCCCAAAAGCUGCCUCAUGUGGAUAUACUUGUCCUCAAGGACGGAAGAUGGAUGUCAGAACGGAUGCAUUUUCAGAUCUUCUUGCAACUUGGCAUCGCGUUCCAAGCAACCACGAAUCUCAAGCUAUGUGAAGUUCACUUCCCAUCUUUGGCCGUGUUCGGGCGGCUCAUCUCUGCGCUUCCUCGUCUUACCAAUCUCGUGUGCUGGGAUUUAGAGUUCAGUUCGUCCUCGUUCAAACCUGGUUGUAUCUACACACGGAAGGGACUAGCCCUUACACGCAUCGAGCUCCAAGGUAGCGGACAGGUUGUCGAAUUCCUCGCGUCGACAUCCAUGUGUAACGGUCUACGGCACAUCACUUUUAAAGACUACAACAAAACAUGUGGCCCCGCUUACCAAAGGCUUGUAGAUCAAGCGAAAACAUCCCUUCGCUCCAUGGACAUUCGCCAAAGUUUUAUUCUCGGAGACCGAAAUGUCAUCCCACUCGACCUCAGUUCAGUAGUAAAUUUAGAAAGAAUCUCUCUGGACAUGAGUGCCCACGAACUGGAGCGUCAAUCCCUCAAACGUGCUGCCACUUUGUUAAAAGUGCUCCCUGCAAAACUCCGUGAGAUCAAAAUCACCUUGUAUAGCUUCACUCUCCGCAAGUGGUAUCUCGAAGACCUACUCAGCACUUUCGAUACAUUACCCUGCACCCAGAUCGACAGGAAUCUAUCUGGGCCCUCCUAUACCAAACUGACCGAGGUUACGUUCGAGUUCUUAGCGUGCAUCCACCUUGCGGAUGUCAGGAGGGUACCCGCUGAGAGUGCAUGGCGAGAGCAUCUUAUGUCCAUCUUCCCGAGAUUACAUGACAAGAAACUUCUUCGGUAA